Messenger RNA from Paramisgurnus dabryanus, 4806 nucleotides. It is a transcript of the gene inpp5l, whose product is annotated as inositol polyphosphate-5-phosphatase L. NCBI's taxonomy places the organism in Eukaryota, Metazoa, Chordata, Actinopteri, Cypriniformes, Cobitidae. The record is from RefSeq and is a predicted model, not a curated record. Gene Ontology annotation, molecular function: inositol-polyphosphate 5-phosphatase activity. Gene Ontology annotation, biological process: phosphatidylinositol dephosphorylation.
AACAUUAACAUCAAGACUGGCAGCGCAACUAGUAGUGUGUGUAGUUUGGCACCGCAUGAACUCAAAGCUACUGAUGCUGGGUUAAAUAAGCUUACAAACCUAGUCCAAUUACCAUGAAGACAGGAGGAGACUUCACUCUUCACCGCUGACCAACCAACCCAAAAGAAACAGCCUAAACGUGAAUGUGUCCUCGUGAACCGGGAGACUGACAGCACGAACAGAGAUGCGCGCGACGCGCUCGUGUGCCUUCAGGUCUUCAUCGCAAGGCAGAGUUUUCUCAUCGUGUCUGUAAGCCGUUUGUUUGUUAUUCCUCCAAUAAAGCGGGAUUACGCUUUCCUCGGACUGUCCUUCUUACCAUGGAGUCGCACACGGACGUGUUACUGGUCACCGCAAAUGUUGGAUCUCUGUUUGACAAUGUGGGUGAGAUUGAAAGAGAUUGGCUACGAGAGUUCUUUAUGACGGUGCACAUGUACAAGCCACGCUUUAUUGCCCUGCACUUUCAAGAAGUUGGUGGAAAGGACUAUAUGUCGAACAUGGGCUACGUUGAUAAGUUUUUUGGGACCAUAGAGUCCAGCUCUGAGAUGGCAGACUUUGACAGAGCAUGUGUCUAUGUAGACAGCAAUUUUAAAACAGUAGACAGUUUUACGGCUCUGGGAAGCAUGUAUUUCAUCCACAAAUCACUGAAAAAUAUCCUACAAUAUGACUUCAAUGUGAAGGAGUUUAAAGCCGUCUUGGGCUGCAGCAAGUACACGGACUCGCUGGACGGAGUGUCAAUGGUGGAAAAAGAGAAAUUCCCAAAGAACUUCUGGCCUGAUUUCAAGUGGUCUAGAAAAGGCUUUAUGAGGACACGAUGGAUCAUUCACAACCAGGCUUUAGACUUGGUGAAUGUUCACCUGUUUCACGACGCCUCCAACCUCAUAGCCUGCAAAUCGAGUCCUUCAGUGUACUCUGCAAACCGCCACGCAGCUCUCAGAUAUGUCAUCAACAGGAUAUCAGAUAACAGCUACAGUUCGCCCCCCUUCUUCGUAUUCGGUGAUUUCAAUUUCCGUCUUGACACGCUCAGUUUAGUACAGAACCUCUCUGUGUCUGCUGAAAACCCCAGAGAGAAAAGAAACAGUAACAACGAGGUGGAAAAGAUCAUCUAUGAGGAAAAAGAUAAUGACCACAAGGUCCUCCUUCACAUAGAGACCAAGUUAUUUGCUUACUUGCAUCAGGCUGCGUUCCGGGAAAACAACGGAAAAGAGCUUCUGAAGUAUGAUAAGGAGAUCAGUGCAUUCCAUGACAUCAUCACAGAGGAGGAUAUUCAUUUUCCUCCUAGUUACCCAUACAGUGAAGACUACACUAAACCCACACAAUACAUGAAUACACGAUGCCCCGCAUGGUGUGAUCGCAUCUUGAUGUCCCAUAGUGCAAGAGACAUCAUCAAUCGGAGGGAAGAUGGUGAAACUGAUGUUGUUUAUAACACACUGGGCUCCAAUGUCUGCAUGGGGGACCACAAGCCCGUUUUCCUCUUUUUUACACUGAAGACGACUGCACAUUGACACACAGUACUGGGAAAUUCAUAAGGUUUUGCUGCACCCAGAGAUCAUUCAAUGGAUAGAUGAACCAAUCGCGAAUAGUCAGUGAACAGAGACACGACCCAUUCAGCACACAGGACCACUGAAAUCUUCACCGAACACUGCAGAUGCCGUAAAACACAAGAACUAUUCAUAUUCAUUUUCAGACGGUUUGUGCGUAUUUUAAAGAAGUGUCGUCUUCAGAAAUAGCAGAACAAAGAAAAUAGCAUGGAAUGGACAGAACCAAGAAAAAACAGAGAAGUUCUCAAGGCACCUCUAAAAGACUUUUUUUUAUAAGAAAAUAAGCUUUGUGUAACUACAAACACGAUUUUUAUGAAAACUUCGUACAGUGACAUGAAUACAGGUAUGCAGACACCAUAUCCAAACGCAGGCUGCUGCUACGCACAAGCUUUCCGUUUUAAUUGGCAUUCGUGUUGUUGGGUUAACGCAGUUGUCCCAAACGUGAAACAAUCUGGUAAAACACUCCUCAGCUAUUAGUUUUAACAGUCGCUUCUUGGCUCUUAUGCUUUGUGUUUGGUUUUAUAUUUGAAAUAUUAAGCAUGUAUUUUUGCAUUUACACUCACCUCAGCAGUUAUAGCUGUCAGCCUCUCUUGAGCUUCAGUCAUUGUGUCUGUGGGGUUGUUAGUCAAACUCGCGGAUCAAUAUAAUAUGUACAGGACAGCGAGGGACGAGUUAAAAAGCCAUUAGCACUUGUGAAUUAUGGAAAUCCCACACUGAGGGCCUUGGCCUGGAAGCCCCCUUGACUUUUAAUUAUAGCACUAGUGCAAUGGAGAAUGCUAAUGUGAAGUGUAGCCAUCGGAGAUGCUGUUUGUUUCCACAACAAAUCUGUGAUAUUUUAGUUUAGUUGUUGUUUUUGUGUUAGGUACUGUGCUCAGAUUUGAUCAGGUGCAGUAAAGUGGUUGGAUUACAAAGCUCACCCAAAAACUUUGUCAUUAUUUACUCACCUUCAUGUCAUUUGAUCCCCAAAGGUUAUUCUUUGUUCUUCAAAACCCAAAGGCAGAUUUUUGUUUUGGGUUUUCUGGUUAUUAUAGGAGCAGAUGGUGACCCAAAAACUCAAGCUUUAAAGGCACUGAAAAUGUUAAAAUAAUAACUCCACUCGACUCGUGCAGUAUAUAUUUUUAAUGUCCUGAAGGCAUACAAAAGGGUUUGGUGUAAAACAAACUAAAAUAUAAUAUUUUUUUUUAAUGAAAAUCUUGACCUGUGCCUUGCUUUCAGUGCACAUUCUCGGUGUCUUAACUGUUGUUUAGGCAGUUUUAGGAUGUUAACCAACUAAACAAUAGCGAUAUCCUAAAGCAAGAAAGUAAAGAAGUAAAUGUCUUCAGGACACUUAAAAUAUAUAACACAACUUGAGUUAUUUAUUUCACUUUUGGGUCAUUUUAAAGCUUCACAUUAUUUUCUGCUUACAGUGGGAGUGGAUGGUGACCGCUCGGUCUCAAACAACAAAACCCAAAACGACACUUUUUAAAAAUCUGUGUUAGGGUUCUGAAAAAUAAAUGAUACAUUAGGAUAAGUAAAUAAUAACAAAUUUUUUAUUUUUGGGUGAACCAUUCUUUUAAAAAGGCCAUGAAAUCAAAUCUGGAGGUUGUUUUAGUCCAUCUCAUUUUAAAGACUAUAUGCUAGUGUAGUGUAUAUGCAGCAUACAUAUAGACAUUAUAUAAGUUUCAGAUGCACCAAUAAUCAAAGUGAGUCUGAUAGUCUGUGGCACAGAAUCCAAACACGUAAAUUGGUUGAAAAUUUGAGUUGUGUUUUUUUUGAUUUACUGAUAUUUGCUGCAUCUGUGUUGUUAUUUUAUUAUUUAAUAUUAAUGUAAUCGGGAAUGUUUAACAGUUGUACGUAGUUGUUGGUUUACAUUGAUGUUUCAUUGGACUUUAGAGUAAAAUCCAUUGUAAUUAUUUAAACAUAGUCGUCGAGAUGUCCCUAGUUCAUUUUUUACUGGUUCUGGUAAUAUACGUCUUCAAUAUUGCUUCAAGCGCAAUGUUCCCUUUUAAAAUCAAUGCUUGAUAGCCUCACGUAAUUGUUUAUGAAACGGAGGAAAUGUUAGUCAAGACUUAUUUUUAUAUAUGACAAAGAUUUAAUCUCGAUGAUAAAAAUGUCUAAAAGUCAACCACAAGUGGUUACAGUAUAGGACAAUUCUGUCAUUUCCUAUCUCAACAAGAAUUUAUUGAUGAAAUCUACGCAUAAUUUACAUGUAAGGGGUUAAAUCGUACGACCCAUCUGUCAAUAAUAGACUUGUUGUAGUUGAUUCAUGGUAUGGUCAAGAUAAUUUACUGUUCUCAAGGGCAUCACUUCAGACUUGUGUUUCAAUAGGAGGCCAUAGAGUUAUAGGUUUAGGUGUAAUUAAGCAUUUGCGAAUUUACAAAUAAACAAACACUACAAUCAUUUAACAUUUCAUUUAUGUGUCAUUUGGAGCACUGUUUUCAGCAUGCCAAGUAAAAUUUGUAUGUAGCCGUAUAUGUUUGCACUUGUUUUGGGGAAAUAUUUUAUUUUGAUAUAUGUCGUUAUUUCUGCUUUCUGUUUUCUGCUUCUUUCUUCUUUAUAUUUUUAAAGGAAUUAGACAUACAAUACAUCAUAUAAAUAAAAUUUAGUAAUAUAUAUUGUAUAUCUGUCUAUCAAUGUAUUGAGAGAAUAGUUAGUUGUGUGGUGUGACAUUUUUAGGAUUAUUUUUUUAAUGUUGGGCUAAGGGGACUGGGCAGCACUGGACAAUAACAGUGUGUUAGAAAAUGUUGAAAUAUUACAUGAACAGUCACAUUUAUAUUUAAAAAGUUGUAGCAGGGUCCAUACAUUGUUUAAAAUAAUAAAACCAUUGGCCGUCGCCUUGUAAUACAGGGGUAACGUGAUGAAUGUCUAUGCCCCACCCUUCAGGAUGAACCUUAUUUUAUAGUAUGUUUUAAUAUUUGUACAAUUUAAUUUUGCUAAGGAGAAAAAUGUUUAUUGAAGUGAUGGAAGAUUAAGAAAUUCGGUGCCAAAAAUGUUUUUUUAUUCUUUGUUUCCCAAUGUUUCCAUUUUAUGACUUUAAACAGAACACUUCAGGCAGUGUUUGAUGGAUAAAUUCAUUAAAUGAUACAAUAAGAGCUGCAAUGCAUUUAUUUAGCAUCAUGUGCAUCUGAAUGCUGUAAUAAAAUGGUCCAAAUUCUCCCUUACUCUACUUUUGGCAGCAUGAAUGAAUGAAUGUCAUAAAUAUGUUAUUGUUUGAUUUUCUAAUAAAAUGUAUACAUAUAAUUUAAUAUGA